Messenger RNA from Penicillium macrosclerotiorum, 1758 nucleotides. Its product is annotated as fungal specific transcription factor domain-containing protein. The transcript has 7 exons. Lineage: Eukaryota; Fungi; Ascomycota; Eurotiomycetes; Eurotiales; Aspergillaceae. The record is from RefSeq and is a predicted model, not a curated record. The coding region runs from base 1 to 1758 and encodes 585 amino acids.
AUGGAAGCCACUGAAUAUUUUGACAACAUGAUCGGUCUAGUUUCGCCAUUGGCAGGUGUUCACAACCUUGAUCUUUCUCCAGAUUCUUUGACUGAUACCAGUGGGACCCGUUCAAUUUGGGGUCAGUUGACUCCCAGUGCUGAUGAUCCAUUUUCUUCCAUGUCUAUCUCCGAUGCGGAACCCUUAUCUGUCCGAUCGUAUCGAUGCGAAGAUGAAAUUAUUAAUGCAUAUUACAUCUAUAUUCAUCCGUAUCUUCCUCUAUUGCCGCCACCACUAGUACCUAUUCACGAAGAUCAACCGAUUCUGACUAGAUCCUCGGAGGCGACCACAGAAGCCCGACUAUCAGAUUUACCUUUUUGGCCACGGUCUUCUCUGACCCUCGCAUUAUCAGCAAUUCUGGUGUUGAUACCACCCUCACAGGGUCCACUCUCAAUGACAGAGGCGAGCAUAGGUGUCAGACGCUCUUAUGCUCAGCUUUUUGCACAAACAGCGUUGGAAAAUGCGGAAAAAGAAAUCGAUAAUCUUGGACUGAAAGGGUUUGAAGCUGAGCUUCUUCAGGAUCACAAUCCUUUACAUUCUAAAAUUCCUCUUCGCCUUGAUCCCAUCUUAGCUCUUGUUGUUCUGGCCAUCUAUGAGUAUUGUCAACGGGGAAAUGUAUCAAGAAUGCGGGGGCGUAUCAACCAGGCCAUCACAACAGCUAUGGACAUUUCCCUUCACAAUCUUGGGUCAAAAAUCACCGAUUUUUCCGAAGCACAACGCCGUACAUGGUGGAUGACGAUGUUCAUCUCCUAUUUAUCUUCAAAUCUUCAUCUUGCACCGCCGAUUAUUACUGCAGAUGAUCCGCGAAUCACAACACCUUAUCCUACAUUCUGUGUCCAUUUAGAGAAGCCUUGGGAUAUCUUGAUGAAAGCGCAGAAAACUCUGUAUGCGUCAAAUAAAAUGGUUCAGACUAUAGAGGAUGUCACAGAGAAAGUUCCUCCACUGGAUCUGAGCAGCAUGAUUCAGGACCUCGAUGAUGUCAUUGCGUCAUUGAUGACUGAAUCUGACCGCUACCUUAAGACUACAUUUGAUUCUGAGAACGAAGGAUUGAUAGCCGAGAAUAUGUGGAGAAUCAGUCGAAUUUUGAUAUACACAGCACGAACCCGUCUACAUCGCUUCAGAGCCUUUAUGGAUAUCCCAUUAUUCUUGGACAAGUAUUGUCAUCUCACAUCUAUCAACAAUCAGUUCUCUGAUUCUGAUUCUUCAUCUACGCCUAAAUGGGUUACAGAUCGUGACUCGUCAUUUCCGUUUACUGAGCAAGAAUCUGCUAACAUAUGCCUCAAAGCCUCACUUGUAGUCGCAACUGCGUUUCGGAAUUUACCAUACCCAAAUCCCGGCAGGUCACAAGGUGACCAACGGUCAUUUUCAAACACAAGAGACUUCCCGUCAUACGGGGGAUAUACCUGUCAAUCUCCACAUACAAUUCCCUACUUCGCCUGCUGUGCUAUGCAAAGUUGUUAUACUUUGUUGAUGGUCCUUCACAAGAUUCGUGCCUGUUCAUUAACCGAUCGUCUCUCAACGUGUUAUCAUUUAUUGAACAGGCCCGAGCCAGAAACCGAGCUCUCCGACGCCGAGAGACUGAGCGAAGAGCUGCGACGAGGAGUUGAAUUUCUUGGGCGCUCUUUGAAGUCUGAUAUUGUAUUCGAAGGUGUCGGUGGCAUGGGGCGUGAGAUUGAGCAUGCAUAUCUGACCGCAUUUCCUGGAAGCUCGGAAAUUUAA